CAGAAUUAUUUUAUUCAAGCACUUCUGACUAUCAAAAUAUGAAGUUUUUCUUGCUCGCAGCCCUAGCAUUGGGCAUCAGUGCUCACCUAGUCUGGGCCACCGGGUAUUCUAAUCAGGUAUGCCUCAAGCUGCCUCAGGGCCCUAAAGGACCCAGAGGUAUGAUGGGGCCAGAUGGUCCUGAAGGUCCGCAGGGCCAGGACGGUCAGCAGGGCGAAGAAGGACCAAUGGGUCCCUCCGGACCCGAAGGGCAGGACGGAGAGGAUGGUGAACCUGGAAUGCCUGGUAGACCAGGUAGCUCCGAGCUGCGCAGUAUUCCGAUCAGCCUGGCCUUCUCCAACCCAUCCCUGCAUGCACCAAACCCGUUCUACAUGAGUCUUCUCUACUCUUAUUUCAAUGGUCGCUACUUCGUGGGAACUCCCAACCGACAGCGCUCUCUGGGCGGGAAUGCCAACUUCAACAUCGCUCGCACGGCUGUCAAGCUAGUUCGCUGGGGAACGGAGAUUCGUAUUCGAUUUGUGAAGUCUUACGAAGGCUCUCCCGUAUGCAAGGUUCACUUCCAGGACAUUUUCAGCCACGCAAAGGUCUAUGCUACCAGCUCCUUCCUCGCUAUCAAGCUGCCCACCAUCUGGAAAAGGAGAAAGACACACAUCCAGGCGGUCUGCUGGGGUGCUUUCCCCAAGCCAGCCAAGAACUAGUCAGUGCGGCAGCGACGACUGGUUAAAGUGACUAAGAUCAGCUGUUAUGUCCUAUUCUUCACGCGUUUACGCCUAAUGCUCUUCAUUCCGCAAAAAAAGAAAAUCCUCCCCUACAGCUCUAACACUGCUCUUUUACUCCAAUCACAGAAAGGCCUGGGAUAGGCAAUUUGCUUUCUCCAAUGUAACUCCUAGAGGUUGGCACGUUCAGUAUUCCCUCUUCAUACAUGAUCCGAUCAAAGUUCCAGAUCCCUUUAUGCAUGAGUUUAGUAUUCUCUCUACACAUAUGCCUCAGUUAGCGGUCGUCAUCUGUUCUCUUGGGAACGGACAAGGAAUGCCAUC
Sycon ciliatum is the source of this 1034-nucleotide messenger RNA. RefSeq names its product collagen alpha-2(IX) chain-like. The record is from RefSeq and is a predicted model, not a curated record. Bases 39 to 695 code for a protein of 218 amino acids. The transcript has a single exon. Lineage: Eukaryota; Metazoa; Porifera; Calcarea; Leucosolenida; Sycettidae.